Messenger RNA from Microdochium trichocladiopsis, 231 nucleotides. RefSeq lists its product as uncharacterized. The transcript is spliced from 2 exons. The record is from RefSeq and is a predicted model, not a curated record. Lineage: Eukaryota; Fungi; Ascomycota; Sordariomycetes; Xylariales; Microdochiaceae. Bases 1 to 231 code for a protein of 76 amino acids.
AUGCAACCGGGCCGCCCAUUCAUACCUAUACACGGCAAGAUAAUCAAAAUGGCCGCCAUUGACACCACCGUCGCCGCCCUUGCCAAGCGCAACUGGGCCGAGGACAACAAGGGUCCCACCGCCGUCUUCGUCAUGGUCGGUCUCGUUGCCGUCGGCCUUUUGGGUCUCUGGCUCACCAAGGCCUUUGGCAAGAGAAAGGCUGCCAGAGCCGCCGCUGCCUCGCGCGUAUAA